GUUAAAAUAGUUUAAUGACUUAUGCGAAGACACGUAAUUGUUGAUCGUUAAUGGGUUUAUUACUUAAAGAAAACAAUGUAAGUUUGGAGUCUAUUUAAAAUGGUUUGAUAUACAAAGAACAAUUCUUAAUCACGAUUAAUUAUAAAAUCACCGACAGGUUGGACUACUUUCUGUUGUUUUUUUUAAUUAACAUUGUGCUGUGGUUUAAAUUCUUAUAACUUGUUUAUGAGGCGAAAAGACCAUGUUCAAAAGUCGCUUUAAUCAAAAGAGGAAGUAAAUGAUCAAAAUGGCGACGGGAGAUAUUAAAGUUAAAUCGUCUGACAUUUCUGAUUUUCACUGUUUCACAUGCACUAACGAAGUUGCCGUAAAAUAUUGUGUUGAAUGUCAAGGUUACUGUUGUCAAUCUUGUGUCGACACACACUCGCGAUUCCCGGGUUUAAAAGUGCACACACUUCUUGACCAAUCAAAUGAUACAGUACAGGGAACGCUGAUCACAUUGCCGACGAUGCCGACAGAGAGAUGUGCUACUCACACCAUCAAGUUAGUUGACAUGUAUUGUAAAGACCAUGACGAGGUUGGCUGUUCAACAUGUAUGACAUUAAAACACAGGUCCUGUGCAAAUGUACACUCCAUUCCUGAUGAUAUUGAGGUGUUAUUCGAUGCAAGUAUUCUAGACGAUACAAAUCGGCGUUUAGAGAGCUGUAAACAGCAAGUAAAAAGCAUUGAAAUGAAGAAAACAGAGGCUAUUGUAGGAUUAAAUAAAUCAAAACAGAAAGCUGAAAUGAUAAUCGACAGGGUAAAAGAAGAGCUCAUUACCCAUGUGGAAAAACUUGCAAAGGCAGCUAAAGAGGACGUGGAGAAUGAAUUCCAAAGUGCUAAAGCUCAAAUAGAUGUAGAGCGCCAAGAAGCGAAUAAAACAUUAGACGAUCUUGAACAGGUUUCAUCAGAAUUGGAAAAUACAGAGCGAAAUAAGUCACAACAAUUUGUUUGCAUGAAAAAAGCAACCCAGAAAAUAAAAGAAAUAAAAGUAAGCGAACUUGUCUUAACAUGUAACAGGGAGGCAAAAAUUUCCUUUGAUGCUGAUUCAAGUAUUCAGGGAUUUGUUCAUGACACCAAGAAAUUAGGUAAUGUGCGAUCUAUACAAGAAACCAGCCAUUACACUGUUGAGACAAUCGAAGAUAUAAAUGUAAAGUUACAAAAUGAUAAAUCAACUUGUGAUAUAUUUGGUUCUUGCAUGACUGAAGAUGGAUCAUUGUUAUUGACAGAUAUAAAUAAUAAAAAACUUAAGCAAGUGAACAUUGAAACUAUGACUGUUGACAGUGCUUGUAGUUUUAAGAACAAUCCUUUCUGUGUAUGUUGUACUAACAAAGAUGAAGUAGUCGUAACAUUUUUCACGUAUGCAAAGUUUAUUCAGUUUGUUUCCGUUGGUACACGACUUGCGCCUUCUAGAAAGGUUAACAUUAAUCAUAAUUGUCUAGGAAUUUCCUAUAAAGAUGAGAAGUUAUAUAUCACUGAUAAUGAUCAUAGUAUAUACGUACACGAUAUGUCUGGCAAAGAAUUACAAAAGAUUAUGACAGACAACUCAGGCAAUGGUUUGUUUAGCUGUGUCCAAGAAAUAGAUCUUAGUGAUUCUAUGCGAGGUAUUGUAGUUGUAGACGGGAAAAAAGGCAUUAUCAUUCUUAACAAUACGUAUCGGCGUAUUGCUGGAUAUUGUGGUCCUGAGUUGCAUAAUGCAGUAUCAGCAUGUACAGAUGGUUGUGGAAGCAUUUUCGUAUGUGGAUAUACUUCACAUAACAUUUUACAGGUAGGCUAUGAUGGCAAGAAGAUUGGUGAUGUUGUCGAAAAAUCGCAUGGCAUUCAAAAUCUUUCGUCUUUAUGUUUUGAUUUUAAACGGUGCAGGUUAUUUGCAACACAGAAUAAUGAUAUUGUUAAAAUUAUUCAUCUUAUGUAGCCGAAUCAAUAUAAAAAAAUACGUUUAAAACAUCGACAUCAAGGAUACUAGAAGAUCUAAAAUCGUUCCACCCACUUACACAAAUGGUAUUAUAGUACAAUCAAAAUUACAUACUUAGAGUAUCGAUAUUUUUGAAAUGUUAUGCGAGGUAAUUAUCCGGUAUGUAUAUUUGAAUCAACUGUUGAUUAUAUCAUUAGUUGUACUUAUUGUGUAUGCUAACUUAAGCUUUAGUUAGUACAGCUGAAUGUUUUAAAUGCAAAUUUUAGUCUGAAUGAUUGUAUAAGCAAAUGGAAAUAAAUGGCGUACUUGGCUAAAUUGAGGUUUUUUCUCUUGAUUUCCGGGUCGUAAAUGUAGGUAAUAGCUUUUCAGAUAUUCUUACAAGGAAGUGUUCAAAUUACCAUUCCUUUUCUAUCUUGAUUUAAACGUAUUUGGUGACGAAAUAUGGUUUCUUUGAUAAUUAAAAAAAAACAUGUGUUUUAGGUUAUUUAAUGUGAGUGAGCAUUAUUUACUACUUGGUGUUUGAGCUU
Messenger RNA from Ruditapes philippinarum (Manila clam), 2478 nucleotides. RefSeq lists its product as uncharacterized. The record is from RefSeq and is a predicted model, not a curated record. Gene Ontology annotation, biological process: positive regulation of DNA-templated transcription. NCBI's taxonomy places the organism in Eukaryota, Metazoa, Mollusca, Bivalvia, Venerida, Veneridae. Gene Ontology annotation, molecular function: zinc ion binding; ubiquitin-protein transferase activity. The coding region runs from base 278 to 1951 and encodes 557 amino acids. Gene Ontology annotation, cellular component: nucleoplasm; chromatin. The transcript has 2 exons.